This is a messenger RNA of Peromyscus californicus insignis, 8040 nucleotides long. RefSeq names its product inter-alpha-trypsin inhibitor heavy chain 5 (gene Itih5). Gene Ontology annotation, biological process: hyaluronan metabolic process. The record is from RefSeq and is a predicted model, not a curated record. Gene Ontology annotation, molecular function: serine-type endopeptidase inhibitor activity. Lineage: Eukaryota; Metazoa; Chordata; Mammalia; Rodentia; Cricetidae. The coding region runs from base 2 to 2980 and encodes 992 amino acids. The transcript is spliced from 14 exons.
GAUGGAGCGUGUGUCUUUCAGCUGCUGCAGCUCCUUCAGCACCCUGAAAAUACCUCCCUGUCCCAGAGCUGUCGCGCGCUCAGGCCUCGCCAUGCUCCUGCUGCUGGGGCUGUGCCUGGGGCUGCCCCUCUUCUCGGAGUCCCAGGAAGAGGCGCGGAGCUGGGAUGACGCCUCGGAGCAAGUCGCACUCAGGGUCCCCAGGCAACUCAGGCUGUUGCAAAGGCUGAAAGCCAAGCCCUUGAUGACCGAGUUCUCGGUGAAGUCUACCAUCAUCUCUCGCUAUGCCUUCACCACAGUCUCCUGCAGAAUGCUCAACAGAGCUUCUGAGGACCAGGAUGUCGAGUUCCAGAUGCAGAUCCCAGCAGCAGCUUUCAUCACCAACUUCACCAUGCUUAUCGGAGACAAAGUGUAUCAGAGUGAAAUUACAGAGAAAGAAAAGAAAAGCCGUGAUAGGAUAAAGGAAAAAAGAAACAAAACCACAGAUGAUAAUGAGGAGAAGGGGAUGGACACGUUCCAAGCUUCUUUAGUGAUUCCCAGCAAGGACAAAGCCGCGUUCCUCCUCAGUUAUGAAGAGCUUCUGCAGAGAAGGCUGGGGAAAUACGAGCAUAUCAUCAGCGUGCGCCCCCAGCAGCUGGUGGGGAGGCUCACCGUGGAGGUGAAUGUUCUGGAGAGGUCGGGCAUCGCGGCCUUGGAGGUGCUGCCUCUUCACAACAGCAGGAAGAAGGGCAGUGGGGUGGCAGAAGGCGAUACGGGUCCUCCCCCUUCUACUGUUAUCAACCAAAAUGAAACUUUUGCCCAAGUUCUUUUUAAGCCUACUGUGGUCCAACAAGCUAAGAUUGCCCAGAAUGGAAUUUUGGGAGAUUUCAUGAUUCGAUACGAUGUCAAGAGAGACCAGCGUAUUGGUGACAUCCAGGUUCUGAAUGGUUACUUUGUGCACUACUUUGCUCCUAAAGACCUCCCUCCUUUACCCAAGAAUGUGGUUUUCGUGCUUGACAUCAGUGCCUCCAUGGUGGGAGCGAAACUCCAGCAGACCAGGGAAGCCCUCGUCACAAUUCUCAAUGACCUCCGACCCCAGGAUCAUUUCAAUAUCAUUGGGUUUUCCAACCAGAUUAAAGUGUGGAAGGACCACCUGCUACCGGUGACUCCUGAUAACAUCAGGAAUGGCAAGCUCUACAUUUACCACCUGUCACCCACUGGAGGUACAGACAUCAAUGGGGCCCUUCAGACAGCCAUCAAACUGCUCAACAAUUAUGUGACCCAGAACGACAUUGAAGAUCGGAGUGUGUCACUCAUCAUCUUCCUCACGGAUGGAAAACCCACCUUCGGGGAGACCAGUACCCAUAAGAUUCUCAGCAAUACCAAGGAAGCCACUGGAGGUCAGAUCUGCAUCUUCACCAUUGGCAUCGGCAAUGACGUGGACUUCAAACUGUUAGAGAAACUUUCACUGGAGAACUGUGGUCUUACACGGCGCGUUCAGGAGGAGGAGAAGGCUGGAGCACGGCUCAUCGGGUUCUAUGAUGAAAUCCGGACCCCACUUCUCUCUGAUAUUCGCAUAGAUUAUCCUCCUGACGUAGUAGAGCACGCCACCAAAACUCUGUUUCCCAACUACUUCAAUGGCUCUGAGAUCGUCAUUGCCGGGAAGAUGGUAGACAGGAAAUUUGAUCAGUUCCACGUGGAGGUCACUGCCAGCAACAGUAAGAAAUUUGUCAUCCUGAAAAAAGACAUCCCCGUGGAGUCCCAGAAGCUGGGAAAUGAUGUCACGGUCACCCCUGGGCCUGCCAGUGAUGGUGAGGAGGACCCCAACCACAUUGAGCGUCUUUGGAGCUACCUCACUGUGAAGGAACUGCUGAGCUCCUGGGUGCAGAGCAGCAGUGAGCAAGAGAAGGAGCAGCUGAGACAGAAGGCCCAGGCUUUAGCCUUGAACUACCACUUCCUCACCCCCUUCACGUCCAUGAAGCUGAAGAAGCCAGGGCUCCACCCAGACAGGCUGGAGGACACCCGCGGCAUGUCUGCAGCCACGGGACCCGAGACAGUGGUACAGAGCCUGCGAGGAGGAGCCGACGUGCAGCCAGGACCUGCUCUCAAGAAACCAUAUGGGCCAAGAAUUAAAAUCUCUAAAACAUCAGUGGAUGGUGAUCCCCAUUUUGUUGUGGAUUUCCCCUUAAGCAAACUCACUGUCUGCUUUAACAUUGAUGGAGAGCCUGGGGACAUCCUACGGUUGGUCUCUGAUCACCUGGACUCUGGGGUGACCGUGAACGGAGAGCUUAUUGGGGCCCCAGCACCUCCAAAUGGUCAUAAGAAACAGCGCACCUACUUCCGGACCAUCACCAUCCUCAUCAACCGGCCAGAGAGAUCUUACCUCGAGAUCACACCCACCAGGGUCAUCCUGGAUGGCGGAGACAGGCUGGUCCUCCCCUGCAACCAGAGUGUGGUGGUGGGGAGUCGGGGACUGGAGGUGUCGGUGUCUGCCAAUGCCAACGUCACUGUCACCAUCCAGGGUACCAUUACCUUCGUCAUCCUCAUUCACCUGUACAAAAAGCCAGCACCCUUCCAGCGAAACCACCUGGGCUUCUAUAUUGCCAACAGCAAAGGCCUCUCCAGCAAUUGCCACGGCCUGUUAGGUCAGUUCCUGAACCAGGAUGCCAAACUCAUCGAGGACCCUCCUGCAGUAAACGGCAAGAAUCUUAGUAAUCAGCCGUUUCCUCAGACAGAAGGGGUACCCGAGGCUAUCAUAAAGGUGAAAGGGCGCCGAGUUCCAGUGGUCUGGAAACAAAGGAAGAUUUAUAAUGGGCAAGAGCAGGUGGACUGCUGGUUUGAUAGAAACAAUGCCGCCAAGCUGAUUGACGGGGUGUAUAAGGACUACCUGGCAUCUCAUCCAUUUGACACGGAGAAUACACUGGGCCUGAGGAUGUCCAGGAGAGCUGAGACUGGCAGUCUUCCUGAGAAGACUAACAGGGAAGCAACUGCGGGUCUACUCUGAAUGCAGCUCUUCUUGUUACCUGUGCCUACCUUGGCUCUUGCUGUGAGCUGCACUGUGUAGCCUGCCCCCUGGUGGAGUGGAGGUCCAAUGUCUGCUAGAGCAAUGAGUCAGGGCAGGAAGCUGGAUUGAAAAUACUGCGUUCUUCUUCCCGUUCCCACCUUCCGCAUCCCAUCUCUACUAGACAAAAAUGGUAGCACCAAGAGGAGAGGAGAUCUAACUAAGGAAAAUUGUGCGGCACCUGGCUUGACCACCCCUUAGUCUACUGUAAAGUAACCCUCUCUGACAAAGCAAGGUUGCCAUGGAAUUUGUUUUCUCUGUAACAGUGUCCGAGUGUGGGCACUCUGCUUUUUGUCUUUUAUUCAUGCUUAGGAAUCUCUCUUUUCAGUUGCCUUCUUCAUUCAGAUGGUGCUCUUAACUUCUUCUCUCAAGGUUAUUUACAUCGGGGCCAGGCCACCCAUCCUGCAAAGCAGUAGUCCACACAUUGGAUCACUUUAAAUGACUAAGUCUUUUCUUAGCAUUUUUCUGCUCUGGAAUCUUGCCUUUAAAAAUUAGUUUUCGCCGGGCGGUGGUGGCGCACGCCUUUAAUCCCAGCACUCGGGAGGCAGAGCCAGGCGGAUCUCUGUGAGUUCGAGGCCAGCCUGGACUACCAAGUGAGUUCCAGGAAAGGCGCAAAGCUACACAGAGAAACCCUGUCUCAAAAGAAAAAAAAAAUAGUUUUCAUUGUAAAAAUUUGGUUGAAAAAUAGAAAAAUUAAUAUCCCAGAUACGGAUCUCUUUCUGAUUGGCUUUACAGGCCACUUGACCUUGCUGGUGGGUGUUUUAUUUCAAUAUGCUAAGUGCUUUUAAUAAAUAGGAAAACUCCCUGUGGAUGGUCUUUACUGGCCUGUCUUGGUGCUAGAGAGCCAGCUAGUUGAAAGCUAAAUCUUUUACUCAGAGCGCUUCGGCUUUUGCUGUUAGUCCAACACCUUCUGGUUUUGCCUUUGGAUGUCCAGGAAAUAGUAAAUUACAUGAGAACAGUGCUGGCAUAAGAGAGAGACCUAGCCUAGAGUGAGCUGCUCAGCCUACCUGUGGGAAGAACCAACUUUUACAUUCUCAGAAGGAAGUGGAUUCAUGCCUGCACACAUGGCUGAUACACCAUCAGGCUGCAGCAUUGGCAGCCUGCGGAAGACAGGGCCCACCAGUAUUCCUUCCAUGAUAGGGGAGGGGUCAUGAAGCCCCGCUCCUGCCUAAAGAGCUAUGGGAAGUUAGUAAUUGCCUAAGAAAGGGGUGUCGUGUUCCUCGGUUGUAAUAUCUGCUGGUACGUUGCCCUGGCUCAAGAAAAUAACCCCCAAUUUACAGCAAGCAACCCUAAUUGAAUACAGUAAAUCACAUACACAUUAGAGACAGGAAAGUGGGAGGGGACUCAUGGGGCUGAAGGAAGCCAUAGGAGAAGAUCGUGGGAGGUUGUGGAGUGGGAACAAAGAACACUAGUUAGGGAUAUGCCUGAAAUUGUGAAUGAAUGCACUAAAUAAAAGAAAAUCUAAGAAGACAUUUCCACAUCUCAGAUGGGCACAGGCUAUGAGGUCAGUGUGAGUUUUAGUUGUAGUACUUAGAUGAAUCUAUCCCCCUAAGGAAAAGGUUACCAUCAGAGGAGGCUUCAAAAGAUUAGCAAGUGUGACUUCAUUGUGACUCUCUCCAUCAAGCCUAUCCAUCUCAUCCAAGAGCAAGGAAGACGCGGGAGAGCCUGGAGCCUCAUUCUUACACUCUGUGACAUUCUUCACAGUGCUUGGGCUUCUCAGGUCUGGCGUGUGAGGGGCCUGCAUGGAAACAGGUAAACAGGAAGUGAUGGCAACGAACUACGGAGAAAGGGAAACAACCAUGCUUGAGGGAAAUGGAGUGAAAGGCUUCUUUGCUGUCCCCACAUAAGGUUUCUUCCAUCAGGCACCAGGCCAAAGCGACCUCUGCGGUGAAACGGCAAGGCUGCUUGGCACUUGGAGAAAAAUUGGCAUCAAGAAAAUUGUUUUCCUUCCUGUGGGAAGCAUUUGAGCAGCACAAUGACAUCCACAUGUUCCUGUCUGACCCAGCAGCCUCAAGAGCCAGCUAGGGCUGCGUGAGUCUUUUUCUCUGUGAACCCACCAGGCCACAGCCGGUCAGCUGUGCUAUUUAUCUGACUCCCCAUGUUCCCAGACUCAUCUGUCCGUUUUCAGGCCAGGAGUGCAAAGAUGAGCAACCCAUAUGGCUGCCAGAUGUUUCCAUCUUUUCAGGCUUAGAGAAAGAGAGGAUCUCAGCCAGGCCUAACCAAUGCUGGUCCCAUGCGUGUUCCAGAGACCUUCCUAUUACAUAAAUCCCAGCUGGAGAGACAACUCUGGAGCCGUGGGUGGAGGGUGAGGGUGGAGGAUGGGGGGGUGGAGUGAGAGGGAGAGGGGCAGCCCACCAGCCCUCUGGGUUACACUCAGAGCUACGAUAUGGGUAUGUUGUUCUCGAUGUUGGCUUCACCGCCAACAGAAGGAUAUCAUUAGGUGAGAGCAGUUUCUACUGUUUUCUGUUGUCGAAGAGCAGACGAGCACAAGAGAUACCAGUGAGAUACCCAUUACUCACUCUCCUUUCUAGCAAAGAAAUCAAUUUAAAAGGUGACAGAUUUUUCUUAACUUUGGACAGAUAUUCCACAGCAGUGUUCUCUCUCUCUCUCUCUCUCUCUCUCUCUCUCUCUCUCUCUCUCUCUCUCUCUCUCUCUCUCUCUCUCUCUGCAAAAAGCAUGUACUAUUCAGUGAUCUAAAUUAUCCGAUAUAGUUUGAAGUUCUACCUGGCACCCCAAACCACAUACCAACAGGAAAGUUUUCGUUUGACUGGGUGUGUGUGUUGUGGGUAGAAACAUCAAGGACCUGCAAAGGAAAGGACUGUGUUUUCAAAAGGGGAAACAGAGGCAGCUGAGGCACUUCCUUCAAGUUAUAUAGAAGACAUAAAGCAGGGGUAGCGCUGAACCUGCAGAGUUCACGUGUUAGGUUUGAUGGUUUUUCACCGUCUGGUUAAUCAUUAUUUUCCUUGAACAUUUUGUAAAAGAUAAAGUGGGAGGUUACUAAAUAAGCAGUCGACUGGGCUGGAGAAAAAUGUUGAAGUUAAAUGAGAUAAAUCAAGUUGUUAUUGCAGUAGCUAGUGCUGGUGAGUCAGUGAACUGAAAUGUUGAACAAAGUCACGCUCUGGCUUCCAGUCCCCCCCCCCCUUUUUGUGAAGAAAGGCGUAGAAAUGGGUCAUUUUAAAGAAUCUUCGCAUUAAAAUUUUAUAUGAAAUGAUCUGAAUGCCCCCUCUCUACCCUUGCCAUGGAGGUUGAGGAUGUUCGGCAGGAUGAAAUAUCAUGACAUCCCUUGUGGGCCCAAAAGCCACCCUGAAGAUGCAGAAAGCUGGGAAUUGGGAACAACAGCUCAUGGUUAUUAUCAGAAGUCAUAGUCAAUAUUUACCUGGAACUCGGGAGGCAGAGGCAGGCAGAUCUCUGAGUUAGAGGCCAGCCUGGUCUACAUAGUGAGUUCUAGGAUAGCUGGGGCUAUGUAGAAACCCUGUCUCAAAAACUUUGUGUGUGUGUGUGUGUGUGUGUGUGUGUGUAUGUGUGUGUGUGUUUUAACCUGAACUGUGUGUCCUCACAGAUGGAUAAGAGCAGGGUUCUUUCUUUGGAUAAUGAAUGCUGUGGAUUGAAAGCAUCCUUCCAAAAUCCACAUGCUUAAGUAUAAACCCCUGCUGUGAUGGUCAAUACAGGUGGAAUAUUUCAGAAGUGAUCAUCUCCUGAGAAUAAAGGCCUUAUGAUUGGUUUAGAGUGUUCUUGAGUACAUACAUACACAGGAGGACCUGGUGGGAGAGAGGGGUUGGAUGGGAUGGAAAUGAUGUAAAUACAGUACUCACGUAUGACAUUCUCAAAAAAUUUUCGUUAAAAAUAAAGUUAAAAAUAAAGGGACUCAGUUGGUAAAGUGGUCACCUUGCAAGCACAAGAAACUGAGUUCAAUCACCAGAACUCAAAAAAAGUAGGCAUGGGAUGCCCACUCUCGAUCCCAGUACUGGGGAGGCUGAGACAGGCAGCUCCCUGAGGCUUGCUGGCCAGUCAGUCUCGUGGUCUUGGUGAAUUCUGAGCCAGUGAGAGAAUCUGCUUGAAAAGAAAAAGAAGAUGGCAUCUGCGGAAUAGAAACAAGGGUUGUCUUCUGUCUUCCACAUGUGAAGCACCUACACAUAAGAACACACACACACAAAAGACAGAAGAGGCAUGAAGUUACUUCUCCUUUUAUAUAAAAAUAUAACACAAGGGUAGCCAUGCAGAAGCCAGGAACCACACCAGAUACCAAAUCUGUGCCUUGAUCCAGAUCUUCUCACUCUCCAAACCUGUACACAAUAAAUGCCUUCUGUUUAAACCACCCAAUUUAUAGCAUUCUUCAUAUAGCAGCCCAGGCUCACAAAGACAAUAAAGCAUCCAAACUACACGUUUUCACCUUUAUUCAGGCUACCUAGAAUGCACAAAAGCAAUGCUGUUGUUAAAAAUCUGAAAGACUCCUGGAAGCAUAAGGACGUGAUCCAGCUAAAAUAAACAGCAAUUACAAUAACACAGCUAACCAAAUACUUAGAGAUGCAAUGUUAAAUAUUUAUUUUAGCCCGUUUUAAAUAAGUAGGGUACAGAUUGUUCACAUCUCAAGAGACUUUGUUUCUUAAAAGCUUGUAAGAAAAUGAUGUCUAAAAACAAACAGCAUCGUAUGUUUAUUUUUUAAGGGAAAAUGGAAUCAGGGCUACUGAGAAUAAAACUUGAUAAUUCUAAGCGCACUGCUUGUUUGUAGAAAUUUCUGCACUACAGUCCUGAACCUAAGUAUUCUUGUGUCAAUGAUGAGCCAUAUAUAUGACAGUGGUCCUGUAAAAUUAUAGUAGAGUUGAAAAUUCUAUUGCUCAGUAUUGUUACUGUAUUUUUAAUCUCUAGAUGUGUUCAUAUGCACAAAUAUUUACCACUGUGUUAUAGUUGCUGAAAGGAUUUAUAGUCACAACUAUACAUGUUUGUAUUCCAGAAGCAUUAAGUUAUGCCAUGUAGCAUUGGUGAAUAAUAAAUAAUGCCAUCUA